Molecule: messenger RNA, 872 nt
Organism: Stegodyphus dumicola
Lineage: Eukaryota; Metazoa; Arthropoda; Arachnida; Araneae; Eresidae
Source: RefSeq, a predicted model, not a curated record
AAAUUAACGUUCAAAGAUUAAUAGUAAACUCGGAGCAGUACCUCGCUCCUACCACCUUCCUCCUCUGAGGCUAACAUGCAACUGUCGUCUCUCUCACUUGCUGGGCUCCGGCAGGCAGCUGAUUGGCUCACAGCAGCCAGCUACAUGACAACUUCUAUUUAUUUUUAGGUACCAAGCAUAAAAAAUUUCUGAAAGGGAAAAAUACAGCUUUCAGUGGAAUAACAAGCUUUUCCCAAAAGCAAAUCCUAUUAGUGUUGCACCUUUCAGUUCCACGAGUGUUAUUUGUGCUUCAUGAAAUUCAAAUACUUUAAGGAGCUUUAAAAGAUAUUUUGGAUGCUGAAAUUUUGUAGUGUUUGAAAGUGGUGAUAAGUCGUUACUCUUAUAGAUCUAGCAGUGACGUGGGCAAACUUUUUUCAAGUAUGUUCCCUGACAGUGUUAUAGCAAGAAACGUUUCUUUUAGUGAGAGGAAAUUUGCUUAUCUCUGCCAUUUUGGAUUAAAACCUUAUUUUCAGAGUCUCAUAUAUGAUGAAUUAAAAAAUAUAUCCCACUUGCUAUUUGACGAGACUUUGAAUAAAAGAAAUAAAAAAGAGCAAUUAGAUUUGCAUAUCAGAUAUUGCCAGUCUGACCAAAAUCAGGUUGUAACUCAGUUUUUGACAUGUUUUCAUGGGACAUUAUCUGAUGUUGAGGAGCUGUCAAAUAAAAUUUAUUAUUAUUUUCCAUCCCUGCGAGCAGAAUUGUACAAUUGGAAAGGAACCAUUCUCUUGAACUUUUGUUCAUUCUCAGAACCUAACUUAACUUCUUUAAAAAAGAACUUUGUGACUAACAUUUGGAUUUUUGGAUCAUUUGGAUGGGUCAUCAAAUAUGAAAUUUAA